Messenger RNA from Oppia nitens, 1271 nucleotides. RefSeq names its product SPARC-like (gene SPARC). Lineage: Eukaryota; Metazoa; Arthropoda; Arachnida; Sarcoptiformes; Oppiidae. Gene Ontology annotation, molecular function: collagen binding; protein binding; calcium ion binding. The record is from RefSeq and is a predicted model, not a curated record. The transcript has 8 exons. Gene Ontology annotation, biological process: anatomical structure development. Bases 312 to 1121 code for a protein of 269 amino acids.
UUUGGAGCAAAACUUUUGGGAAGUCAUAUAUACAGUACAUAUACCAGAGCCUAGCAGUCAGUCAUCUACAGUAUCUUCAAUACAGUGAUUACUUUUACAUCUGUUUCCAACAACAACAACAAGAAAAAGUAUAGUUAAAAACUCUUACACUCUUUUGGGCUCUAAUUUUAGUCUCUCAUUCAUACCAUUCAUUGUGUUGGGUGUGGUGUUUGGGCCAUAACUGUCUCUCACAUAUCGCACAUACAUAUACUUCCUGAUAGUAACAAAAAAUACCUACCUGUCCAAUAUUAUCCAUAGAGAUUAUCCAUAUAAUGAAUAAGUAUCUAUUGAUAGUUGUUGUCCUAUUGGCAAUAAUUGUCGCAUCAAUUGAUGCCAAAAAGGAAAGAAAACAACGAAAAAGUCAGUUAAACACCGAUGAAAUAGCUGUCAAGUCGGCCACCGAUACCGCCGCCGCCAAUGAGGUCGUCAAACAGGACCAAUGUCUUAAACUGAAGUGCGAUGCGGGCAAAGAGUGUGUGAUCGAUACCGAGUCGGGUAAAGCCAAGUGCCAGUGCAUUAGUACAUGUGCCGAUAAUACCGAUGUCCGGCGUCGGGUCUGUUCAAAUCAUAACACUACCUGGCAAUCGGAUUGUCAUCUAUAUAAGCACCGGUGCGAUUGUAUUGAAGGUCAAAAGUCAAGCGACUGCGACGACAAACACAAACACAUGCAUAUCGACUAUUACGGCGAAUGUCAAGAACUGCCCGAAUGUCGAAAGGAAGUGCUCGAAGAUUUUCCCCGAAGAAUGAGAGAAUGGUUGGACCAUAUUAUCAGCAAAAAAGUUGAGACCAGUGGUACCGGCGAUGAUGGUUCAGAUCAUUCCAAGAAAUGGAUAGACGCUAUCAUCUGGAAGUUUUGCGAUUUAGAUAAACAACCACACGAUAGACAGGUGUCCCGACACGAGUUGUUUCCAUUGAGAGCACCGUUACUAUCAAUGGAAAGCUGUAUAUCCGACUUUCUUAACGGAUGUGAUCCCAAUGACGAUCAUAAGAUAACACUUGUCGAAUGGGGUGAAUGUCUGGGAGCUACUGAUGCUGAAAUGGUGGAUAAAUGCAACAAAUUUCACUCAAUCAAAGAAAAUUAAUUCAAUUACUAAAUCAUGAAUGGAUUGAAAAUUGUUUAAACGAUUUAAUUAAUAAUUAAUUUAUUGCCAAAACAAACAAAAAAAACUAUUAUUAUUUAAUAUCAAAAAAAAUAAAUAAUAUAAUUUUACUCUAAUUAACUAAUAAUAAUA